AUGUGUGCGGGCAGCGCUCGUCAUGAGGCGGAACAACAGCAGUCACAUGACACGACACAUUCAGGGGGUCAUCCAGUAUUCCUUCUAACAUACCUGAUAAUCAUGCCUACCACACAGCAGUCGCCGCAGGAUGAGCAGGAGAAGCUGCUGGAUGAAGCUGUGCAGGCAGUCAAGGUUCAGUCAUUUCAAAUGAAGCGCUGUCUGGACAAGAACAAGCUGAUGGAUGCACUGAAACAUGCCUCAAAUAUGCUGGGGGAGUUGAGGACGUCUAUGCUUUCUCCUAAGAGCUAUUAUGAACUCUAUAUGGCCAUUUCAGAUGAGCUGCAUUACCUGGAGGUGUAUUUGACUGACGAGUUUGCCAAAGGCCGCAAAGUGGCUGAUCUCUAUGAGCUUGUUCAGUAUGCAGGAAACAUCAUCCCUAGACUGUACUUGUUGAUAACUGUUGGAGUGGUGUACGUUCGCUCUUUCCCCCAGUCCCGCAAAGACAUACUGAAGGACCUGGUGGAGAUGUGUCGCGGCGUGCAGCAUCCACUGCGUGGCCUUUUCCUCAGAAACUACCUGCUGCAAUGCACGCGCAACAUCCUGCCAGAUGACGGAGAACAGGCUGAGGAAGAGAUGACCGGAGACAUUAAUGACUCCAUUGACUUUGUGCUGCUGAAUUUUGCGGAGAUGAAUAAACUGUGGGUGAGGAUGCAGCAUCAGGGACACAGCAGGGACCGAGAAAAGAGAGAGAAAGAGAGGCAAGAGCUGCGCAUCCUCGUUGGAACCAAUCUGGUCCGUCUGAGCCAGCUGGAAGGCGUCAAUGUGGAAAAGUACAAACAGAUCGUACUGUCUGGAGUCUUGGAGCAGGUUGUGAACUGUAGAGACUCUCUAGCACAGGAAUACCUCAUGGAGUGCAUCAUACAGGUUUUUCCGGAUGAGUUCCACCUGCAGACAUUGAACCCGUUUCUUCGUUCCUGUGCCGAGCUGCACCAAAACGUGAAUGUCAAGAACAUCAUCAUCGCUCUUAUUGACAGAUUGGCCCUGUUUGCUCACAGAGAAGAUGGACCUGGAAUCCCUGCUGAAAUCAAGUUGUUUGAUAUUUUCUCACAGCAAGUGGCAACUGUCAUACAGUCUCGUCAGGACAUGCCCUCUGAAGAUGUUGUUUCACUCCAAGUGUCUCUCAUCAAUCUGGCCAUGAAGUGCUAUCCUGACCGUGUGGAUUAUGUGGAUAAAGUGUUGGAAAGCACUGUGGAGAUUUUCAACAAGCUGAACCUGGAACACAUUGCCACCAGCAGCGCGGUGUCCAAGGAACUGACCAGGCUACUAAAGAUCCCUGUGGACACGUACAAUAAUAUCCUCACUGUGCUCCAGCUCAAGCAUUUCCCACCGCUCUUCGAGUACUUCGAUUAUGAGUCACGCAAAAGCAUGAGCUGCUACGUGCUGAGCAACAUUCUGGACUACAACACAAUCAUAGUGGCUCAAGAUCAGGUUGAUGCGAUCCUGAACCUCGUGUCUACGCUGAUCCAGGACCAACCUGAUCAGCCUGCUGAGGAUCCGGACCCAGAGGACUUUGCAGAGGAACAGAGUCUAGUGGGCCGCUUCAUUCAUCUGCUGCAUUCAGACGACCCUGACCAGCAGUAUCUGAUUUUAAACACUGCCAGGAAACACUUUGGCGCUGGAGGGAACCAGAGGAUUCGCCACACUCUUCCCCCGCUGGUGUUCGCUGCGUAUCAACUGGCCUUUCGUUACAAAGAGAACUCCUCUUCAGAUGAUAAAUGGGAAAAGAAAUGCCAGAAGAUUUUUUCAUUCGCCCAUCAGACCAUCAGUGCUCUGAUCAAAGCCGAGCUGGCUGAGUUACCCUUAAGGCUCUUCCUCCAGGGCGCUCUGGCGGCAGGCGAGAUCGGCUUCGAAAACCAUGAAACUGUGGCCUACGAGUUCAUGUCUCAGGCAUUCUCUCUGUAUGAAGAUGAGAUCAGCGAUUCCAAGGCACAGCUGGCCGCCAUUACGCUGAUCAUUGGCACGUUUGAGCGCACGCGGUGCUUCAGCGAAGAGAACCACGAGCCACUGCGUACCCAGUGUGCUCUGGCGGCCUCCAAAUUGCUGAAGAAGCCUGAUCAAUGCCGCGCCGUCAGCAUCUGUGCCCACCUUUUCUGGUCAGGACGCAACACUGACAAAGGGGGAGACGAGAUCCGUGAUGGACGGAGGGUGAUGGAAUGCUUGAAGAAGGCUCUGAAGAUUGCCAACCAGUGCAUGGACCCGUCCUUGCAAGUCCAGCUGUUCAUCGAGAUCCUCAACAGAUACAUCUGCUUCUAUGAGCGAGAGAAUGAUGCGGUGACGGUCCAGGUCCUGAAUCAGCUGAUCCAGAAGAUCCGUGAAGAUCUCCCGAACCUGGAGGCCAGCGAGGAGACGGAGCAGAUCAACAAACACUUCCACAACACACUGGAGCACCUGCGUCUGCAGAGAGAGUCGCCCGAGUCUGAGGGACCUGCUUAUGAAGGGCUGGUGCUGUAGGUGCCUCACACAUCCACAUUUAUAUUUGUGUACACACACACACACACACGUAUAUAGAGAGAUUUAUGUAUAUGCCCACAUGUGCACACCAGGGUAUUCCAGCCAGGGGAAAAAACUAAGCCAAACCCACCUGCCUCUCUGCCCAUUUCUCAUACUUUUCAGUCUGUUGCUUUCGUCCUCAGCCCUUCUGUCUGUCUUGCUGAUUUUUGUGAGGCGUUUUCUUGUGAAUUCCUUAGAGAACAAUUUAUGCACUGCACUCCUACUCCCUGCUUCCUUCAAACUGCCAUUCCCUAUUAAUAAUAUUGUUGCCAUACAAAUGAGCAAGAUUAAAAAUAUAUAUUUAAGAGAGAAUUAAAACAGUUCCAGUGUUGCUACACAACUUCUUUGUCUCGCUGGCCAAACUGGAGCAAAAAUGCAGAACUUUUAUUGAGCCAUGCAUUGUUGGAGUCUUCGUUUAGAGGACCUACACUUUAUUCUGUUUGUCUUUUCCUUUGUUUCAGCAUUAAUAUUUUAAACGCUGUGCUAAGUUUAACACAUUCGUGUAACUAAUGAAUAGUCCGGUUUCUCAACCUUUUACUUUACGGCAGACACUUAGGUGGAGUGGGACAGUGUGUUGACUAAUAUGUGGAAUGGUUGAACGUGUAUAGACUCUAUUAAUGAAUGAGUAGCUGUGGCUGUGAAUCCAAACCAAUGUCCGAAGCCUUCUCUUGCAUCUUGUUUCCCUUUUUUUUGAAAUUAUGACUCCCCCUCCCUUCAUGUAUUGUAUGUAUAAUCUAAUUGUAAAUCAGUUACAACAAAAUAUCAUUGAUUUCAUGGCAUUUGCACAAAUAAAAAAAUGUUAACCCCA
Messenger RNA from Danio aesculapii, 3340 nucleotides. RefSeq names its product VPS35 retromer complex component (gene vps35). The record is from RefSeq and is a predicted model, not a curated record. Gene Ontology annotation, biological process: retrograde transport, endosome to Golgi; intracellular protein transport. Gene Ontology annotation, cellular component: retromer complex; retromer, cargo-selective complex; late endosome. NCBI's taxonomy places the organism in Eukaryota, Metazoa, Chordata, Actinopteri, Cypriniformes, Danionidae.